AUGACCCCUCUCCCUUUCUUUACCCCUCCCCUUUCUCCUUACCCACUCUCCCUUCCUGUACUGUACCCCCUCCAUUUACCUGUACCCCGUUCCCUUUCCGUUUCUUUUUCUCCUUCCCCCUCCUCCACCCCUCCCGUGGCCGCAGCUUCCUACUGCGAAUGCACACACUCCAUCCGAAUGGCUGGGCCUGCCAUGCGUGAGUGCAAUGUGAGGUGUGCGUAUGCGAUCUCCGCGUGUUCUUCCCCUACACCGACGCCCACUCCCUCACGGAUUCACCACCUUCUGCCCAAGGACUCACGAACCCUCUGGCGCAGGCGCACCGUUCUCGGGGCAACCUGUGCGGAAGCUGAUGACAUGGCGGAGGUGUGCAGGAGGCGGGUAGCUGCUGCUGGUUGCCCCAUGGCGGUGCUGUUCCCCCGCAGACGAGCAUCAGGAGGAAGCGAUUCGUUGUGGCUGUGGAUGGGGUAG
Closterium sp. NIES-65 is the source of this 468-nucleotide messenger RNA. The record is from the annotation of a GenBank genome assembly. NCBI's taxonomy places the organism in Eukaryota, Viridiplantae, Streptophyta, Zygnematophyceae, Desmidiales, Closteriaceae.